AUGGCUUUGCGUGCUGAGUUUGAGAAUAAUGACGAUAUCGGUGUGUUCAGCAAACUUACCAACUCAUACUGUCUGGUUGCAAUCGGCGGUUCAGAAGCGUUCUAUAGCGUGUUUGAAUCGGAGCUAGCGGAUGUAAUUCCAGUGGUACACACUAGCAUUGCCGGAUGUAGAAUAAUUGGCCGUCUGUCGGUGGGCAACAAGAAUGGUUUAAUCGUCCCCAACAGUACGACCGAUGUGGAACUGCAACACUUGCGAAAUUCCUUGCCGGAUGCAGUGAAAAUUCAUCGCGUCGAGGAGCGAUUAUCGGCGCUGGGAAAUGUGAUUGCAUGUAACGAUUACGUCGCUUUGGUGCAUCCCGACCUCGAUCGUGAAACGGAAGAGAUCAUUGUCGAUACACUGGGCGUUGAAGUGUAUCGUCAGACGGUAGCGAACAAUGUACUCGUUGGUGCAUAUUGCGUGUUGAGCAAUCAGGGCGGACUCGUACAUCCGAAGACAACGAGCCAGGAGUUGGACGAAUUGGCUUCACUUCUACAAAUUCCACUCGUAGCCGGAACAGUGAACCGAGGUUGUGAGGUGAUGGCGGCGGGCAUGGUAGUAAACGAUUGGUGUGCAUUCUGCGGCACCAGCACAACCUCGACAGAGCUGUCCGUGGUGGAAAGCGUAUUCAAGCUGAACGAAGCACAACCAUCUAAUGUCACUAGCAACCUCCGAGCAUCUCUGAUCGAAGCGUAA
Molecule: messenger RNA, 732 nt
Organism: Anopheles marshallii
Lineage: Eukaryota; Metazoa; Arthropoda; Insecta; Diptera; Culicidae
Gene: eIF6
Product: eukaryotic translation initiation factor 6
Exons: 2
Coding region: 1-732 (243 amino acids)
Biological process (GO): maturation of 5.8S rRNA; cytosolic ribosome assembly; maturation of LSU-rRNA
Cellular component (GO): cytosol; preribosome, large subunit precursor; nucleolus
Molecular function (GO): ribosomal large subunit binding
Source: RefSeq, a predicted model, not a curated record